Messenger RNA from Scleropages formosus (Asian bonytongue), 3784 nucleotides. RefSeq names its product trafficking protein, kinesin binding 1a (gene trak1a). Gene Ontology annotation, molecular function: GABA receptor binding; myosin binding. The transcript is spliced from 16 exons. Gene Ontology annotation, biological process: vesicle transport along microtubule; mitochondrion distribution; protein targeting. The coding region runs from base 415 to 3093 and encodes 892 amino acids. Gene Ontology annotation, cellular component: mitochondrion; cytoplasmic vesicle; dendrite. Lineage: Eukaryota; Metazoa; Chordata; Actinopteri; Osteoglossiformes; Osteoglossidae. The record is from RefSeq and is a predicted model, not a curated record.
GCCAAGCUGGACGCCACGGCGUCGAACCAAAGCACCUCGGCCUCCGCCCCGCCCCCCUCAGAGCCUGGCGGCCCGCCUCCGGAACCCACCGUCGCCCCUGGCGUCCACGAGGAACAGUACGUGAGGGAGGCUGUCGCCCCCGACGACAACACCCUCGGCAGCAUCGCCUACAGAGAUGCGGGAACCAUCACGGACGUGUGUAACAGUACUGAUCUUCCAGAGGUCGAAAUCAUCAGUCUCCUGGAGGAGCAACUGCCCCACUACAAGUUGAGGGCGGAUACCAUCUAUGGCUAUGAUCACGACGACUGGCUCCACACGCCGCUCAUCUCCCCUGACGCUUGCGUCGACCUCACCACUGAGCAGAUCGAGGAGACCCUGAAGUACUUCCUUCUGUGUGCUGAACGAGUGGGCCAGAUGACUAAGACGUACAAUGACAUAGAUGCUGUUACACGACUGCUUGAGGAGAAAGAACGCGAUUUGGAGCUUGCAGCUCGCAUUGGCCAGUCACUGCUGAAGAAGAACAAAACCUUGAGCGAACGAAACGAAUAUCUCGAGGAGCAAGUCGAGCACAUCCGAGAAGAGGUAUCACAGCUGCGCCAUGAGCUCUCCAUGAAAGAUGAACUGCUCCAGUUCUAUACCAGCGCAGCAGAAGAAAGCGAAGGGGACUCUGCCACCUCCACACCGAUACACCGAAAUGAGUCCUUGUCCACAGUGCCAAACUAUUUCCCCUUGGAUUCCCUGCAAAAGAAGCUCAAAGACCUCGAAGAAGAGAACAUUGUCCUGAGAUCAGAGGCCUGUCACCUGGAGACGGAGACGAUAUCGUAUGAGGAGAAGGAGCAGCAGCUGGUGAACGACUGUGUCAAGGAGCUCAGAGAUGCCAACCUCCAGAUCUCAUCCAUCGCCGAGGAGCUGGCCAAGAAGACCGAGGAUGCAUCUCGGCAACAGGAGGAGAUCACACACCUCCUGUCCCAGAUUGUGGACCUGCAGAAGAAAACCAAAUGUUACGCAGUGGAAAAUGAAGAACUCACCCAGCACUUGGCAGCUGCGAAAGAUGCGCAACGUCAGCUGACUGCCGAGUUACGGGAGCUGGAAGACAAGUAUGCCGAGUGCAUGGAAAUGCUCCACGAGGCUCAGGAAGAGUUGAAGAACCUGCGGAAUAAGACACUGCCUCUGAGCACGCCACGCCGCUUCCACUCAUUGGGCCUCUUCCCCAUGGACUCUUUAGCAGCAGAAAUCGAAGGCACUAUGAGGAAGGAACUACAGAUGGAGGACCCAGAAGUUGAGGAGCAGAAGAUGCACCACAGGCGUGUCUUUGAGACAGUGAAGAACAUCAACCAGACAGUACGACAGCGCUUCCUGGGACCUUCACCCAUGAACAUCCCUGGCUCCAACCAGUCGUCUAGCUUCAACUCGGUGCGCUCCAGCUGCACGAGCACACCGCGAUCCAGCCUGUAUGCUGGGGACGUGAGCAGCAUCGUUCUUGACAACCGUACCGGGAGCAUCAUACUGGAGACGGAGUCACCUGAGGGCGGGCUCGACACCAACAAGAAGCCUGGCACGCCUGGCACACCAGGCUCUCGGGAUCUGGAGCUGGCGCUGCGGAGGCUCUCGCUGCGCCGCGAGAACUACCUGAGCGAGCGGCGCUUCUUCGAGGAGGAGCGGGAACGCAAGCUGCGUGAGCUGGCAGGCGGUAGCAGCAGCGACGGGAGGGAGUCGCGCAGCGGCAGCCUGACACCUACUGACAGCGUCAUGUCCCUGGGAACGCAUCACUCGGGCUUGUCGGUCUACUCCUUCGGCAGCCGCUCCUACCUCCCUGAAAAGUUGCAGAUCGUCAAGCCGCUGGAAGGCUCGGUUACCUUGCACCAAUGGCAGCAGCUGGCUCAACCCCACCUGGGGGGCAUCCUGGACUCGCGGCCGGGUGUGGUCACCAAGGGCUUCCGGCCACUGGAGAUGGACCUGGAGGAGGUCUACCAGUUCACAGACAUUGAGGAGGACGAGCCAGGUGACCUUUCUUUCCCAAGCCUUUCUACCUCAAACCCUGGCCGCACCUCCUCGCCACGCUCCUGCAACAGCAACCACGUUCCCAACGGUGCUGAUGUUGAUGAGGACGACACCACCACCGUUGCCUCCUCUGGCGGUGACCCUGAGGCCCUAGGUGAGAGGCCCGUCCCUGGGAACCCACCUCCGGCCCUGUCCAGAGCCCAGGAGCCCCCGGAGCUGCAGGCUGCUGUGCGUUUCCCUGGUAAAUGCAUGUCCCACACGAGUUCCACCUACACGUUCACCACGUGUCGCAUCCUGCACCCCUCGGACGAGCUGACCCGAGUGACGCCCAGCCUGAACCCUGGCCCCAUGGCCACGUGUGUCAUGACCAACAGCAUCAAGUCCACACCGAGCUCCACCCCAUGCACUCCACGCCGUCUCAGCCUGGCUGAGUCCUUCACCAACCUCAGAGACUCUACCAAGACCACGAGCACCUCCCUGGGUCUGGUGCGUCUCCUGCAGGAGCGGGGCAUCUCGGCAGCCGUCUACAACCCGCAGAGCUGGGACCGGGCAGAUGCCGGCGGUCUGCCUGCGGAGGGAGCUGCCAGGUCGCUGGAAAUCCUCCCGUCCACGCCUCCCAACUCGCCCACCAGCCAACCCCAGGCCUCACCUGCCACCCCCACAGGCUCCUUCGAGUUCCGCAGCUCCUGUACUCCCUAUGAGAACUUCCUGGUCUCCCGGCCGGCCAGCUCCAUCCUGAAAGAGGUGCAGGCGGAGGCUGGGGGCCGCUCGGACGGCGAGAGCCAGACUGACGUCAGUGUGCACAACCUGAAGCUCGUGGACAAGCUGAAGCGCUUCAGUGUGGCCCCACCGGACGGCUCCGGUGCCGCAGGCUCCGCUCCCAUACUGGAGCUCCGCCGACACGGCCCUCCCUUCGGACCACCUGCGGUGACCAGUGCCAUCGGCGGCCUGCCUGCCAUCAAUGCCGGCAUCCGCCGUAAUCGCAGCUACCCGGCCAUGGUGGGGGCCAGCAUGGCGAUGAAGGGCCCGGGGCCUCAGAGUCCCAACCUGCUUCUAGAUGCCAAGCUGCCUAAACAGACUGGCCUCCAAUGACAGACAGGGGCUGCUUGCUGUUCACCUUCCCCUACGUGUACAGACUAGUUAGUCCAUCGACAAAUCAACGACGUGCCUCAAAGUGAAUCCCUUUGUACAGCUUUUUUUUUUUCUUUGUAUAAAACUUUCACUCACGCAGUGUACAGUACCAUGUUUUGUCCAAAUUUGUGUUCUUUCCUUUGAACUUGUAAAUUUACAAGACUUUUUUUGGAGGUGCUCUUGAGGUGUGCUCCAGAAUACUGUAAGCAACAUGGUUCUGUAGCAGAACCUCCAGCAGGGGGCGUCACGAGAUUAGGUGAAUGCCUGUUAAAAAGCACUUUUGUUCCCAGGGCUUGUCCUGUAGAGACGCUUGUGUAUUCUGUUUCAUUCCUUGGGGAAAAGGCUCUCCUCCUCACCCACCGCAGCUGUGUCCUACAUCACUGUGCACUGAUCUUUGCAACCAAUGAGCAACAAGCACUGGGACAAUGAAUGAAUGGUUAAUGCACCUUAAUGUGACUCUAGGGGUUAGGCCAUGCAGUAACAGUCCAGGCUAAGGUAUCAUUUCUGAUAUGCACACUUUUUUUUUUUUUUUUUAAGCAGACCUUAGGUUUGUCACCCUGUGUCGUGAUGCUCACCCAAAGCUGUGUCCAAAUGGAGCAGGAAAGUUUGCGGUGGAUGAAUAAGGUUUGAACUGAAACACAAGCUGCUUUUU